Apiotrichum porosum is the source of this 621-nucleotide messenger RNA. RefSeq names its product GTP-binding protein of the rab (gene YPT1). Lineage: Eukaryota; Fungi; Basidiomycota; Tremellomycetes; Trichosporonales; Trichosporonaceae. Gene Ontology annotation, molecular function: GTP binding; GTPase activity. The transcript has 5 exons. Bases 1 to 621 code for a protein of 206 amino acids. The record is from RefSeq and is a predicted model, not a curated record.
AUGACCGCAACUGCCGAGUACGACUACCUCUUCAAGCUUCUCCUCAUCGGUGACUCGGGUGUCGGCAAGUCCUGUCUGCUCCUCCGAUUCGCCGACGACACCUACACCGAGAGCUACAUCUCGACCAUUGGUGUCGAUUUCAAGAUCCGUACCAUUGACCUCGAGGGCAAGACCGUCAAGCUCCAGAUCUGGGACACUGCCGGCCAGGAGCGUUUCCGUACCAUCACCUCGUCCUACUACCGCGGAGCCCACGGUAUCAUUGUCGUGUACGACGUCACCGACAGCGACACUUUCGCCAACGUCAAGCAGUGGCUGCAGGAGAUUGACCGCUAUGCCGUCGAGGGCGUGAACAAGCUGCUGGUUGGCAACAAGUCGGACCUCGCGACCAAGAAGGUGGUCGACUACAACACUGCCAAGGCGUUCGCCGACGAGCUCGGCAUCCCCUUCCUCGAGACCUCGGCCAAGAACGCCACCAACGUCGAGCAGGCCUUCCUGACCAUGUCCAAGCAGAUCAAGGACCGCAUGGGCUCCAACUCGAUGGCCUCGGGACCGGGCGGCAAGUCGACGAUCAAGGGCCUUGGCCAGAACGUCGAGCAGAAGGCUGCGGGCGGAUGCUGCUAA